AUGACCUUGGUGCCAGAUCGUGAUGGUGUCCGAUGUUCCAGCCACUGCCGGGGCAUGGUGGCCGCGAGUGAUGUCACUUCGGCCACAUUCUCGGAUGGCAAGCCGUGUUGUGGCGGCACCGGCAUCAGCGCCGGUUGCCGCUCCGCUGUGGGUCUGCGGAUCGGCCUGGACGGUGGCGGCGAUGGCGAUGCACGGACCGUUGACUCCGCCGAGUGGUACUCCAUCGCCGACUCGGUCGGCCUGUCGUACGGCCCCUCGCUGCAGGGCCUCCAAGAUAUCACAGCGUCCACCUCACGUCUGUUGGCAUCGGCCAGGGUUUAUGAUUACGAUGAAGACGAAGACGAAGCAGGGUAUGCGCUGCAUCCGGCCGUCUUGGACAUGGGGCUCCAGUUGAACCUAGUCGCCAUGUGCCAGGGGCUCGGCGACAAGUGCGACCUACUCUUACUGCCAACCUACGUUGAGGAGGUUUUGGUGGAAGCAGAUACCACACGUCUGCUGCAGAACAGGGAAAACAGCCCCCAGGCUCGGGAUGGCAGGCUGGAGAUGCGCGCCGAGGUCAGUUGGGUGCGGAAGGGCAGAAGCCUUCAAGGCACCGUCAUCGCCACCUCCAGCGGUAACAAAACCUCUCACAGCGAUCAUCUUGGUCCCCGGCUUUCCAUGCGAAACGUCAAGUUCAUGGCCAAACCGCCGACGGCCCGGCACACGCCCCAAGAUGCCCCCCUGACGACGACGCAGCCCCAUCUUGCGUCCGUCUUUGAAUGGGCCGCGGACGCCAAACUCAUUGAUUUGGACAGUGUUGAUUCAGUCGCCGAAAUGACCCGGCUGCUCGCCUUCAACAACCCGCGCUUACGCGUCUGUGUCUUCGCUCACGACGGCGACGUAGCCCUGGUCUCCGCCGUCAUGCGAGCCCUCGAGACCCAGGCCAUGUCCAACGGCAACGUAUUGGCAUCUCUGACGUACGCGGCCGCUGCGACGGCAGAGCUGAGUCUGGCUCAGCUUUCUCUGCAAGAGGGCGAACAAUACCAUGUGAAAAUCGCUCCCACAUGGCUAGACAUGUCUCAAAUCCUCUCGGCCCAGCUGGAAAAUCAUAGCGGUUUUGACCUUGUUCUCGUCGAUGGGCCCGCCGCCUUGACCAGGUUGUGCUCUAUCUCGGCUCCUUAUGAAACUCCUUUGCCCGUUAAUCCCGGGGGAUGGUUCCUGGUCGACCGCUCUGGUGGCGAGGCCAAGACUGAAACUGAGACCGACAGGAAGCUGGAGCAGCUCGGCUUCGCACUUGUGCGCCGGCGUUCUCCCUCCUCUGAUAUUACAAACAAAGUAUUUCACGCGGCAAGAGCUUUGCUGCCCGGACAUAGGAAACACGCCGGCUCGAGACAGCGACGUGUCGUCAUCAUACUCGCAACAUCCGCACUCGAAGAGCUGGCCCGGUCACUCCAGAGCGCCUUGGAAGAGUCCGACUUACGCUCCGAGGUUCGUGUCUGUCACUCCGGGGGCGAGCCGCUAUCUUCCGAUGACGAUGAGAACGAACAAACCGUCAUCGUAUCGAUGCUGCACCUGGAACAGUCGCCGGCAGAGGAAACACUCACUGCUAAGUCCUCCAGAAGCUACAUUGACAGCCUCCUCGCGGCUCGGCAACCCCGCGUCUGGCUUCUUCCGCCCCUUCAGCUGGGUAGUACAGGACCGGCAUCUCUGUGUCAUCGGCCCGACCCAGCGUGGCUGAUCGGUCUCACGCGCACCGCACGCACCGAGAACCCGGCACUAGACUUCACCACGAUCGAACUCGACACGGUUAACACGCCCGCCCGGAUCGCGGUCGAUGCCGUCGCUCGCAUCGUCGACAGAUUAACCCAGCUCGGCCCCGAACCGUGGUCGGAGAUCCUGCAGCAUGACAGGCCGGACAUGGACCGCGAGUUCGGCGUCACGCCGGACGGGACUGUGCUGAUUCCCCGGAUGACAUGGUCGUCCCUCGAUGACGCUGCCAGCUCUGUGGAAGCGGAUACCGCGGACCAAAUUGGCGGUCCGGGACUUGUGUCGUUCCGCGAGGACGCAAGCUAUCUGCUGGUCGGUGGCCUCGGCGGGCUCGGGAGGUCCGUCUGCCGCUGGAUGGCCGCACGGGGGGCACGCCACCUCGUGCUAUGUUCUCGCUCUGCCGCCGAGCCCGAAGAGGCUACGCUUGCCUUGGUGGAUAAGUUGGCCUUCAUGGGCUGCGCCGCCGUCCGCGUAAGCGGGUGCGCAGAAGACCGCUUGGCUGCCGAGCGCGCCGUCGCGGCAGCCGAUCACUCUGCUCCUCGCGGGCUCGCCGGCGUCCUCCACAUGCCCAUGGUCCUCCUUGACCGGCCGCUAACGGACAUGACCUGGGACGACUGGACCGCCGUCGUGGACCCCAAGGUGCGCGGUGCCUGGAACUUGCACAACACUUUGCGCAGCCACCGACGGAACAGGCCCGAUUUCUUCGUCCUCUUUAGCUCCGUCAGCGGUAUCGUGGGCCAGCGCGGCCAGGCCAACUACAACGCGGCCAAUGCCUUUCUCGACGCCUUCGCGUUGUAUCGCCGCGGCCUCGGUCUCCCAGCUAGCGUGCUGGACCUCGGCAUCGUUGGCGAUGUAGGAGCGGUGGCGCGCGACAAGGCGCUGUCGGCGCAGUUCCGCAAGGCCGGCUACGUAUUCCUGGGGGAAGACGCGGUCCUACAGGCCGUGAGCAUCGCCGUCAGCCCCUCCGCCCAGCCGCAGCUCGUUGUAGGCCUAGCGCGGGAUCCGUAG
This is a messenger RNA of Colletotrichum aenigma, 2754 nucleotides long. It is a transcript of the gene gloL-0, whose product is annotated as Highly reducing polyketide synthase gloL. Bases 1 to 2754 code for a protein of 917 amino acids. Gene Ontology annotation, molecular function: fatty acid synthase activity. Gene Ontology annotation, biological process: fatty acid biosynthetic process; secondary metabolite biosynthetic process. The record is from RefSeq and is a predicted model, not a curated record. The transcript has a single exon. Lineage: Eukaryota; Fungi; Ascomycota; Sordariomycetes; Glomerellales; Glomerellaceae.